AUGGCGAUUUCACAAACAAACGGCGCCAAUGGCACGAACGGGACGAAGGCAGCCAAAACUUUCCCGCCAGGAGUUCAUGUGCCCAGCUUGACGUGGUUCUUAGAUGAUUCCACGCAAGAAAUCGAUUGGGACACACAGCGGAAGCAUAUCAGCUUCCUCGUCGAGUCCGGAUUACACGGGAUUGUCCUGGCCGGUACGAAUGGAGAAGCGGUGGCACUGACUGCUGCCGAGAAAUCAAAGCUUGUUAGCACAACUAGAGAACUCGCCAUCCAGCAUGGCCGUCCAGAUCUUACCGUCACCCUUGGAUGCGGUGGAGGGUCUACCAGAGCCGUGAUCGACGAGACGAUAUUGGGCAAAGAGGCAGGGGCAGAUUACGCACUCGUGAUGGUGCCAAGUUAUUUCCACUUCGCCAUGAAUGAGGAUGCCAUUGUAGCAUUCUUCCAGGAGCUCGCGGAUGCCAGCCCUCUUCCAGUUAUUAUCUACAACUUCCCAGGUGUCGCUGCGGGUCUUGAUGUCAACUCAGAGAUGCUCGAAACCCUGGGUGCUCACCCAAAUAUCGUCGGUGUCAAAUUAACGUGUGGUGGUAUCGCGAAGGUUGCCCGUGUUCGCGCUGUAUACGAGCCAGAGCAAUUCUUUGCUCUUGCUGGACAGAGCGACUGGUUACUGCCAGCAGUUUCCGUGGGAGGAAUUGGCACAAUCACAGGUCUUGCCAACGUCUAUCCAAAAGCGUGUAUCGAGCUUUUCGAACUUUCCAUCGGCGAGAAGCACAAGGAGGCUGAAAAGGCACAACUCGACCUUGCAACCGUGGAAUGGGGAUUCGCAAAAGGUGGAAUCAAUGGUACCAAGUGGGUCGUUGCACAGAUUCUGGGAUACCCCGAGUCGAGUUGCCACACCCGUCGCCCAUACCCAAAAUUCACCGAUGCUAAGAAGCAAAGUUGGAUCAGGGGUGUUGUGAAUGGGUUGGCAAGCAAGGAGAAGAGCCUCACGAACCUGGCCAAGUCAUGA
Molecule: messenger RNA, 1005 nt
Organism: Venustampulla echinocandica
Lineage: Eukaryota; Fungi; Ascomycota; Leotiomycetes; Helotiales; Pleuroascaceae
Exons: 4
Coding region: 1-1005 (334 amino acids)
Molecular function (GO): 4-hydroxy-tetrahydrodipicolinate synthase activity
Source: RefSeq, a predicted model, not a curated record